Messenger RNA from Alternaria burnsii, 1236 nucleotides. RefSeq names its product pc4-domain-containing protein. The record is from RefSeq and is a predicted model, not a curated record. Gene Ontology annotation, cellular component: transcription regulator complex; nucleus. Lineage: Eukaryota; Fungi; Ascomycota; Dothideomycetes; Pleosporales; Pleosporaceae. Bases 1 to 1236 code for a protein of 411 amino acids. Gene Ontology annotation, molecular function: DNA binding; transcription coactivator activity. Gene Ontology annotation, biological process: positive regulation of transcription initiation by RNA polymerase II. The transcript is spliced from 5 exons.
AUGGUCCAGCCAGAACCGCAGCAGGCGCAGCUUUGGAAGGACUACUUCAUUGCGGUUCUAGCGGGCGCCAUUAAGAUCUGGAUAUCGAUCGCUUGUGCCGCCUUUGCUUCACUCGCCGGAAUUAUUAUCGUCUCAACGAAUAUAAUCCAACGUGUGCGUAUAGCCUCAUCGGUCAUCAUUCCUGUCGAAAGUCUCUGUAUGUGUGCAAUGGCCGCAGCCCUCGGCGUGUCUCUCAGCUUCAACAUGAGUCUCGAGACUUUCAGCAAAACACGCCUCGACACCGCUACCUCCCCAGAUCUCACAAACUUCGCGAUGCUGGUUGACCUCAGCCGAGGUUACACUAUCGCAGCCGGCGCAGGAUGGUUCCUCUUCUUGGUCACAUUCAUUACGGCGACGAUUGACGCAUGUCGUCGCGCUCGAGAGAAGGAGAGCUGCUCAUUUGAACCCACAGCAUCUGCACUCGGCAUGGGGCACGGGUAUGCCGCUGUCGUACCACCUCCUUCACGUAGUCGCGUUCCAACUAUGUACGACCCGCGUAUACCAUCGACUUUGUUUGAGCAAAAUGCUCAUGGGCGAGCCUCACGCGUCAAAUUAGCGCGAAACGCAUGCCGUGCGUCAUCGCCAGGAGCAGCGCGGCGCGUCAAACCGCAACCAUUCACUUUCCACAUCCCAAUCUGCACGUCCCAAAACAAGAUGGCCGGCUUCAAGCGUGGUGGUGCCCGAGGGGGCAAUGCAUUCAAGAAAACUUUCCCAAAGAAACGUUCCUCACCUGACGCUGAUGACGAUAACGCGGCGCGCGCGAGCAAGAAGACCAAGGCCGGAGACGACAACGAUGACGACUCUGUACCAGUGGUACCCGAGCUCAAGACAGACGAUAAUGGCGAUGCAUAUGUCAGCCUAAAUACCAGUGAAAAACGACGCGUGACUGUAAGCGACUUCAACAAGAGCACACUAGUUAGUAUACGAGAGUACUAUGUUACCGAUUCUGGAGAGACGAAGCCGGGCAAGAAGGGCAUCUCACUUACAAUUGAUCAAUACAACGCUUUGCUCGCUUCAGCACCUCUUAUCGAAUCUGCGCUUGCGAAGAAGGAUAUACAAGUCGUAAGACCGGAUUAUGGGGCUGAUCUGGGUGCCAAGAUUAGGGAGCAUGAAAAGGUAGAGGAAGAAAAGGAAGAAGGAGACGAUGAGAAGAAUGCGAAGAAAGAAGAAGACGAGGAUGAUGACGAUGAGGAGUAA